Diaporthe citri is the source of this 1083-nucleotide messenger RNA. RefSeq lists its product as uncharacterized. The record is from RefSeq and is a predicted model, not a curated record. Gene Ontology annotation, molecular function: carbon-oxygen lyase activity, acting on phosphates. Lineage: Eukaryota; Fungi; Ascomycota; Sordariomycetes; Diaporthales; Diaporthaceae. The coding region runs from base 1 to 1083 and encodes 360 amino acids. The transcript is spliced from 2 exons.
AUGGGGACCGAGAUCCAGUCUUUUCCACUCGAAUCAUAUCUCGCGGUCCUGGUACGCUUCCUGGACGCCAUUCAGUAUUGCGAUACCAGCUACUCUCGAGAAGAUGGCCUAGCCAUCCUCCGCGAAGUCUACAGCCAAACGGCGCAGCACUUUUCCCGCCCGGAACAAAAGCAAUCCCUCAAUGGCAUCUCAGACCGUCAGCUGGAGGUCAUCAUGCGCACAAGCGCCCAGGUCACGGUUCAUUGCUGGACCAAGUUGACACCCCAAGAGUUGACUGCCGUGAGCAUAUAUUGGGUCUACAUUGUCAUCCUGGACGAUAGUAACGAUAACCCCCAUGAUGGAAUGUCAUCCUUCUUUGGGGAUCUCGUCCAUGGCAAGCCGCAACGACAUGGUUUCUGGCGCGCCAUGAAUAACUACUUGCCCGAUCUCCUCGCUAAUUAUGGGCCCUUUUGCUCGUUCAGUAUCGUCCGAGGCACACUUGACUACUUCGAAGGUUGCUGGAUUGAGCAGUACAACACCCACGGCCUUCGCGGCUCGGUCAACUUCCCAGGCUUCCUCCGCCGUCUGAAUGGCCUGGGCCAUGUCGUAGGCGGGACUCUAUUUCCUUCCCGCGAAUUCGACGACCGGGUGCAGCGGCAGUUUGAACAAAUUGCCAGUGUCACAGCUGAGACAGAGCCCUAUACGACUUUGGCCAACGACCUGCUCUCCUACUUCAAAGAGUUUGACAAUUCCCGUGACCAAGUCAACCUCGUCCGGAACUGGGCAUAUGUCGAGGACAUGCGGAUCGAAGACGCGUUCCAACGUCUGGCGGAUGAGACGAUUCUCACUGGGGAACGACUUGUCAGCAUGCUCAAGGACUUGGACCCUGGAUUCAGGGAGACUGUGCUGGGCCUCCUACACGGCUACGUGACCUGGCACCUUUGCGACCAGCGGUACCGGAUGGCGGAUGUCUACCAACUCGCAAGUUGCCUGGAUUCGGCGGAAGCCGCGAGAUUUUGUGAAUAUUAUGAGACUACCAUGCGUGUAUGGGGUUUUGGCAUUGACGAUUGGGCGAAGACAGAGUGUCUUCAAAAUGAGACAUGA